AUGGAGAUGGGUGUCUAUCCUUCCUCUGAAAGCUGCAAAGCUCCCAUGCUGGCACUGUGCCUGACGCUGCCCGGGCAUACAGGAAGGGACUUUGGGAGAGAUGGAGACCUGGGGUACUGCCAGGUGGAAAAGGCAUCCGCGGAGCCGGCGGGAGGCCAAACCAGACCGAUGGCGGCGGCGGCGGCGGCGGCGGCCCUGUCGGGCCUGGCGGUGCGGCUGUCUCGCUCGGCUGCGGCCCGCGGCUCGUACGGCGCCUUCUGCAAGGGGCUCACGCGCACGCUGAUCACCUUCUUCGACCUGGCCUGGCGGCUGCGCGUGAACUUCCCCUACUUCUACGUCGUGGCUUCAGUGAUUCUCAACGUGCGCCUGCAGGUACAUAUUUAG
Lipotes vexillifer (Yangtze River dolphin) is the source of this 384-nucleotide messenger RNA. RefSeq lists its product as uncharacterized. The record is from RefSeq and is a predicted model, not a curated record. The transcript has 2 exons. Lineage: Eukaryota; Metazoa; Chordata; Mammalia; Artiodactyla; Lipotidae. The coding region runs from base 1 to 384 and encodes 127 amino acids.